CGAUGAGCUGACAGAAUCUCUUUAAACGCGGACAGCCAUAUGGGAUAUAUUCAUGGACUUCUCCCUUCUUCAAGCCAACGCCAGGCAUCCCUUCCUUAGAGACAUUACGGCCCUCCGUCCUGUCUGGGUCUAUUACUUUAUCAUGAUAGUCGACCCUAUUCUCAGAUUUUCCUGGAUAUUUUACGCCAUAUUCACCCACAACACUCAACACAACACUAUCGUCUCGUUUCUUAUAUCGUUUGCCGAGGUUACAAGAAGAGGGAUGUGGACAGUGUUGCGCGUAGAGAACGAACACUGCGGCAACGUCGCCCAGUACAAAGCUUCAAGAGACACUCCACUGCCGUAUCACCUGGGAUCAUUUGUCGAACGACCUAGCCUUGAAGCCGCCGCCGAGACUGUGCAGGGAGAGCACACCUCGACCAAAUCACACGCUAUCAGUACACAUGCAACAGGGGUUGAUAUUCCAGGAUCUGGCAGGAUACGUCCGGGGACGGCAAUAUCAACUACUAUUGCUGAUGAGGCUCUACCGGAGGAGGGCGCUACUUUCCGACGGCGUUACACAGACACGGGCAAGAAGUCGAUCCUGCGAGUCAUGGCUGAAGCACAUAAGCAAGACUUUGAGAAGAAGAGACCGGCAGAGGAAGUCAAGGGCAAAGACCUGGUAGAGGAGGAAGACGAGCUGCGCAGCGAAGAAGACGACGACGAAGACGAAGACUCGAGAAGUCUACAGGAGGUGCGGAUGCAGAUUCGCGAGGCCGAUACUUUGAUGAGGCAGGGACGAAGCGACGAUGACGAUGACGAUGACGAUGACGAGGAUGAUAAAUGAUGUGGAAUGCCAGCGCCAUUACCCAUGUAGCGAUAGACUGGGAGUUGAAGAAGGCAGGUGUUACGCAGUGGCUUAAGUCUGUUCCGGGACUUUUGCGAAUCCUAUGACCAUCAGGCAUGCAGUUUCAAUAGAGUAUUGAGAGCGCGGAGGUGUGUUUGUUAAUGGGAAUAGACUGUGCCAAUUCAUGUCUGAGUGACUAUGAAAUUCAUUCUCUCUAUGUGAUCUAAUUUCCUACUUCUUGCAUCCGUAAAUCCGUAUUCAAUUAGCAAUUAUACUACGCUCAUCUCUUACAAUGCCGCGCUUUUUUGACGAAAAGCUAA
Messenger RNA from Lasiosphaeria miniovina, 1146 nucleotides. RefSeq names its product EXS family-domain-containing protein. Gene Ontology annotation, cellular component: cytoplasm; plasma membrane; Golgi apparatus. Gene Ontology annotation, biological process: phosphate ion transport; cellular response to phosphate starvation. Gene Ontology annotation, molecular function: inositol hexakisphosphate binding. Lineage: Eukaryota; Fungi; Ascomycota; Sordariomycetes; Sordariales; Lasiosphaeriaceae. The coding region runs from base 53 to 826 and encodes 257 amino acids. The record is from RefSeq and is a predicted model, not a curated record. The transcript has a single exon.